AUGAAGUAUCUGGGCCUCACCUUGGAUGGGCUCUGGAGAUUUGAGCAACAUUUUGCCAACAUAAUCCCUAGAGCGGACAGGAUGGCAGCAGCCCUAGGUCGCCUCCUGCCCAACGUGGGUGGUCCGAGCUCCAAAAUAAGGAGACUCUACGCAAAUGUCGUGCAGUCGGUGUCCCUCUACGGGGCACCGAUAUGGGCAAAAAAAGUCGCGGCCAGUCGGCGGAUCAAAGCAAUGAUCCAUCGUCAGCAGCGCCGACUAGCCAGAAGGAUCAUACGAUCCUACUGCACGGCAUCGUUCGCGGCGACCACGGCCAUGGCGGGCGUCGUUCCGGUAGAGUUCCUGGCGAACUCGUACGCCGAGGUACUCACUGGACACGGUUGCUUCGGUGACCACCUUUGCAGGAUAGGGAAAGAGCACACGACAGAGUGCCACCACUGUGCGGCCAGUCGGGACUCGGCGCAGCAAACCCUCGCGGAAUGCGAGGCGUGGGCGAGGGAGCGUCGGGCCCUGACUACAGUGGUCGGCAAAGACCUCUCUCUCACAGCACUGUUUCGAGCAAUGCUAGAGGGAGAAGAAAAAUGGCAGGCCGUCUUCUCCUUCUGCACGCAAGUUAUGCAGCAGAAGGAGGAGGCGGCGACGGGGCUAACUCCCAACCUGUUAAGAGGAGGAGAAGGAGAGUAG
Messenger RNA from Linepithema humile (Argentine ant), 681 nucleotides. RefSeq lists its product as uncharacterized. NCBI's taxonomy places the organism in Eukaryota, Metazoa, Arthropoda, Insecta, Hymenoptera, Formicidae. The record is from RefSeq and is a predicted model, not a curated record.